Molecule: messenger RNA, 2073 nt
Organism: Diatraea saccharalis (sugarcane borer)
Lineage: Eukaryota; Metazoa; Arthropoda; Insecta; Lepidoptera; Crambidae
Source: the annotation of a GenBank genome assembly
AUGGCCUUCAAUUGUAUGAGAACGUUGAGUAUUAUUCGAAUCUUAAAUACAAUACAUCGAAAUACAAAGUCUACUGCAAUUGGCAUUGCUCAAGAGACUAAAAUUGUCAAACCAAUUCAAUUUAAAACUGAAGAUAAAAUUGUUUAUUUAGAAGACCCAGAUAUUUUCGGAACUUUGUCUAAAAAUGUGAAAAAUCAGGAAGACGUAGUAGAAGAUGAUGGAGAUAUUAAAGAACAACAAUAUUUAAGUAAUUUACCAUUGCACUCACAGAAAUUGACAAUAAAACAAUAUGCCGAUUUAAUAAAGCAAUAUGUAUUACACAAGAGAUUAAAAGAAGCAUUUGACAUCUUAGAAGUAAGAAUGUUAACUGUAGACAGAGUGAAACCAGAAAAUUACAUUUAUAAUAUUCUCAUUGGAGCUUGUGCUGAUGUUGGUUACACAAAGAAAGCUUUUAAAUUGUUCAAUGACAUGAAAAAGAGGGCAUUAAAACCUACUGGGGAUACAUAUACAUGUUUAUUUAAUGCCUGUGCUAAUAGUCCAUGGGCUGAAGAUGGAUUAAAAAAUGCUCAUAAUUUAAGAGCAUUAAUGACAGAGAAAGCUAUUGAACCAAAUCUCACAAAUUAUAAUGCCAUGAUAAAAGCAUUUGGUAGAUGUGGAGAUCUACCUACAGCAUUCAAAAUUGUUGAUGAAAUGACAUCUAAGAAAAUAAAAAUUAGAGUACACACAUUUAACCAUCUACUUCAUGCAUGCAUUUCUGAUAAAAACAAUGGACUAAGACAUGCUUUAGUAGUUUGGAGAAAAAUGUUAACUAUGAGAGAAAAGCCAAACAUAUUCUCGUUCAAUCUAAUGUUAAAAUGUGUCAAAGAAUGUAAUUUAGGUUCAAAAGCAGACAUUGAAGAGUUAAUAGUUAAUUUACAGGCCAAUGCUGUUAUUAGUGACUGCAGACCAAUAAACUAUCAAAUAACCUCAACUGAAGUCGAAUCUUCAUCAAAUGUGUCAAAAUUUGCAAAAUAUAUUGAAACAUCUCCAAAAGAAACUGUUACCAAAGAUUUUGUAACAGGUGGUUCUCAGAAUCUUACUGAUAAUAAUGUGAAAAAUGAAUUGGAAGUAACUAGUGAUAAUAAAAUCACUUUAGUUAAUAAGGUGUCACCUACAAAAAUAUCCAUUGUACCAAUUAGACUGGUGCCAAACUUACUUUCAAGAGUGAUUCAAAUGCAACAGGUACUUGCUUUACAAGAAAUAGAUACCUUACAGGAUAAAUUUGCUGUUAUUGGUGGUCAAGAAGACUUCCUAAAAGAAAUGGAAGUUUAUUCUGUUAAGCCAGAUAUUAAAAUUUUUACCCAAAUGAUAACACUUCUUGAUGAUACUCAUGAAGCUGAAAAUAAAUUAUUGGAAACAAUGAAAAAAUUAAAUAUCAACGCAGAUAUAGAUUUCUAUAAUAUUUUAAUUAAAAAAAGAUGUUUGAGAGGCGAUUAUGAUGGUGCUUUUGCUGUUAAAAAUAUUAUAAGAACUGAGGCUGAAAUUCGUAAGAAGCGCUUUUCUUUUAACAAGAAACUAAGAUUAAAAUUUAACAUAAUGACUUAUGGUGUAUUGGCCAUGGCAUGUCAGACCAAGGAAAGUGCUGUGCAUUUAUUAAAUGAAAUGAAUGAUAGUCAGUUAAAAACCAAUAUAGAAAUAUUUGGAACACUUUUGAAAAAUGGAGCAAUGCAAUAUAAUUUCGAAUAUAUUAUGUACAUAAUGAAUAGAGUUAAAGAAGAAAAUACUAAGAUAAAUGAAGCAUUUUUAAAACAUUUGGAAAAAUUUAUUAAAAUAUGUAGAAUAAAAAUUCGGGAUGGUGACCAUUCAGAAACUUUUGCUACCGACUAUAAGAAUUUUUCAAACUUCUACAAAUAUUGGAUUGACAAAGUAAAUGUUAGUGGUGUGUUAAGUUCAGAACAUCCAUGGCAACAAUUCAAAGAAAGCUAUCCAGAAUCAGUGCAAAGAUCAAAUGUUGUAAUUAAAGAGCCUAAAAGAUUUUAUAAAAGAAAUAAGAAAUUUGUAAAAUAUACUCCGAGAAUGUAAAUAAAAACUGCU